Molecule: messenger RNA, 3338 nt
Organism: Bacillus rossius redtenbacheri
Lineage: Eukaryota; Metazoa; Arthropoda; Insecta; Phasmatodea; Bacillidae
Product: non-structural maintenance of chromosomes element 3 homolog
Exons: 6
Coding region: 432-1190 (252 amino acids)
Cellular component (GO): nucleus
Source: RefSeq, a predicted model, not a curated record
UCAAGCAAUUCAUGACAAGUUUAGCUUUUUAAAUGGGAAUAACAUCUACAAAAUGGAAGUUAAAGAUUUGAAGACUGCAGCCAAAUGGUUGUUUGAAACAUACAAAGAUGACACCAAUGGAGAAGAAAUAGUUCUAGAAAUGGAAAGUUUUAAACAUCACGCCUUGGCAGUUGAUGACACUAUGAAAACAGCAUCUGCAGCGACCCUCUUGAAGCUCAUUCACGAACACCGACUUGGAGAAGGAUAUCCUAACCUGACCACAGCCCUUUUAAGAUAUUUCUUACUCUUCCUGUAACAGUUUCUUCAGGCGAAAGAAGUUUCAGCAAAUUGAAAAUUGUAAAAAAAUUAUUUAAGAAAUAGUAUGAGGCAAGACAGACUGUCGAAUUUGAGAAUUAUUUCCAUAGAACACAAGAGAGCAUCCUCUAUUUGCUAUGAUGAUACCAUCAAAAUCUUUGCUGCAAAAAGAUGGGCUUCCUCAACCAAUGGCAUCUCGUUCUCAGGCCACUUCACGCUCUCAGCAGUCACAAGAGCCGCAGACACAAGAACUACCUGAGAAUGCUGUCAACAACGUAGUACAUUACUUGCUGACCCAAGCGCAGACCAAACGUGGUAUUAAGAGAGCUGAUAUCUUAGAGGUGGUUGGCAAAGUUGGGAACAAGAAGUUUAAAGAUCUCUUGAGUAAUGCUGCCAAAAUUCUAGUUAACGUGUACGGCAUUAAGCUGGUGGAGGUUGGCCACGAAAGUGCCAAAUAUUACAUACUGAUUAACCAGCUUCCAUACAACUCGCAAUUAGGCAACAUUGUGUGGUUGCAGGAUGAACAGAAGGACCAAAUUUUGCUUAUGAUCGUCCUGUCUCUCAUUUUCAUGAAUGGCGGGAUAGUGGAUGAAGAACUGAUGUGGAGCUACCUGACUCAACUAGACAUUGUGGAAGGUGGAAGCAGAACUCACCCUUAUUUUGGAGAUGUUCACAGGCUCUUGAAAGAGGAAUACAUGUUCCAGAUGUACUUGGAAUAUAAUUUGGUCCGUGACUCUGACCCCCAAAAACACACAGUAUCCUGGGGGGAGAGGGCUCGUCGAGAAGUGUCACUCAGCAAGAUACUUCAGUUUGCGUGUGAUAUGUAUGGUGCAGAGCCAACAGAAUUUGCAAAUCAAUAUAAAGAAGCACAGAUGGCAAGUUCUGGAGUUCCUUGAAACUAGUGUAUUUCAGCAAGGAAAAUGUGCUACCUAUGGCCUAAUUGUCUAAUGUCAAAAACUAGCACAAAUUUUUUUUUUAUGGGAAGUAUAAUGUACACAUGUUCUUAAUUGCAAUAUAAACUUCUAAUCUUGCAAUGAACUAAUUGUUUAAUAAAAAAGUAAAACCCUGCAAUGUUUUAUAUAAUUUUGGUUGGAAUGUUUAAAAUUUUAAUAUCACUCAUUUCCACAUGGUCCUCUGACACACUCGUAUACAGUGCCAAUUGAAAUUCCUGUCUGCUUAAUUUUAAGUGUCGGAAGGGUGCUAUUCUUUAAGAUAUAUGCCAUCUUAUUAAUCCACUUACAUAGCGGUUUUUUUUAAUAUAUAUAUAUUUCUCUAAAUUAUAAUUUUUCAAUGCUUUACCUUGAUUUUCCUCAUGUCACUAAACAAUUGAGUUAGUGUCUAUGCUUGAAAAGAAUGGUUGAAAUAUUUUCUAUAUAUGAAUUGUCCUUUGGGACUUGCAAGUCUAAAUGUUUGGAAUUUUUUUUUUGUGAAAACAAAAAUAAUUUUGGCCAAGAUUUCACCCGGGGGAAAUAUUGCCCGUCCCAUUUUGUACUAUGAUUGAAGAGACAGGGGCAUGAACAGAUAUUGCUUCUGCAAAUCAAGUUUACAAUAGUACCCACCAUGCUGCAAGAGUACAAAAGAAAAAUGGCCCUAACCACACAUUUGGCAAUCACUAAAAUUGCUGAGACAAGUAUUCACGGAAAAUAAAUGGGAGAACCAAACACGGUUUCAAAUAUGCCUGCAAAAAUGAUAUAACCAGCUAUAAUGUAAGCAUUACACACACUUGUUACUAAAGCUGCAUCAUGAGCUUGUUAUUAAAAUUUUCAGGCAGCAAACAGACAAGGUGCUGGCCUUCCGCAUACCAAAGGUCCAACCUGGAAUCUCACCAGCAAAAGUUUAAUUGAACUACAGCUCAGAUUCAGUGAUGAAAAUUUUUAAAUGCAUGUACAACAGCUUUUUAAAAUAGCAAUAUAAGCUCUCCAACAAUCAUACAUCUGCCAUACGAAAAUGUAUAUUUACUUGCCAGACAGACUAAAGACCCGAAGCUUGCAGCAUUGCAAGACCCUGCCCUCCCAAGAUUUUGAAAGAAAUUUUGAGGAAUUAAUACAUUGUUUUAUUCAUUCAGAGGAAUCAGCUAAUUAUGUUAAUUUCAGUAAAAAUUAACUAUCAUGCGCUAAGUACAGCGUUCCUGUGGACAGGGUAAACUUGGGAAAGUUAUGGAAAUCAAAAAUGAUUUCUGGAAUUUACUAUACAUACCAAGAACCAACACAUACCUCCAAGCUGUUAAAAUAGAAAUUUUUUGUGUUUAAGAAAACGUAUAGCGAUUUUUUUUACUCUGUUAAAACUUGAUUAGAAAAAUAUUAAUUAUUUGUGAAUAUUGUUGAAAUAGUUUUAAAAUUAAAUUUGAAUUAAAAAAAACACUAUUGUAAAAAAAUAAUUUUGAAAUUUCAGAAAUAUUGUAUAUUCUACAAAUAUUUUAUAUCUUUAAUAGUGUCACCUCCACUAUUUAAAAUUUGCAAAAUAGCAGCUUUACCAUUACUUCUUUGAAAUAUGUAAGGGCUCUUUUAAAUUCAAGUAUUAAUUUGCUUUACUUGAACUAUAAUUGCACAUUAAUAAACCACUCAUUAAUAGUACUUAAGUUAACUAAUACUAAAAGAUGAACAUUCUGCAAGGACAUGUCAUACCAAAUAAAAAUGGUCCUGCUGAAAAUUGCCAUUUAUGAACUUUCCAAAUACGUUACCAUGUAUGGCUACAAUCAUAUGGACUGAAAAAGUCAGGGAAUUUCAAAUUUAAAAAUAUGUAUGUAGCAUCCCUGUAACCAGCUUGUUUCAGAUAUUUUCAGUGGCCACAGUUGUAGGCUCUCGGCUUACAGGCAAUAUUUUGCCGCCACCCCAAGGAAAUCAAGCGACUUCGGGAUUUAUCUGCAAAAUUUAAGAUGUGUGCGAGUUUUAAGAACGUUUUUCCUCAAUCAAAAUUAACAAUUAUUUCAAGCAAGGAAAAGUUGUUUGUGUUGCUAAGAGUACUGCGAGUACCUGUUGUAAACAUUGUUAAACGGCAGACUGUUUUGUUUUGUGCAAAAUCUAAAUAAAAAAAUCUACACUAAA